AUGUCAGUCGAAGCAAAAACAUUCACGAACAAAUCUAAUGGCGAAACAUUCACAAAAGGCACUUAUAACGGUAUUGAAGUCUUACGUAGAGACAAGGAUGGUUACAUUAAUGCAACAAAGAUGGCAAGAGAAGCAGGAAAGUUAAACCAUUUAAACAGAUUUCUCAAUAGUGCUAAAAUGCAGGAAAUUCUUGAGUUUUGGUUGAAAGAAUACGGUCGAGCCAAAAGUGGCUCAACCUCAAAACAAGCAUUUUAUGAGCUUACUAAGGGCGUUAUGAAUGAAUUCAAAGGUAUUUACAUACAUGCUGACCUCGUUCAUUUUGUUGCUGAAUGGUGCUCUGUAAAGUAUGCAUUUUAUGUCAAAGAUAUUAUGGACUCCAUAGACAAGAAAGUUCAUGAGAAGUUAGAUGAAGAAGAACUCGAAGAUACAGUGGAGAAUGCUAAACCUUUGUUCGAAGAAGAAGUUGGAAAAAUGUGUGAAAAACAAUUAGAACAUGAACGUGAGAUAUGUUAUGGUUAUAGAGAUUCUCCAUACGAACUAGACCAAUGGGAACAAGAAGAUUUAAAGAGAGAAUUUAGAGAAUAUGAACUCGCUAAGAUAGCAUUUGAAGCUGCAGAAAAGAAGUUAAAAGUUUGGGGUCGUUUUGUAAAAAAAAAUAUUGUGAGUAAAUGA
Trichomonas vaginalis G3 is the source of this 672-nucleotide messenger RNA. RefSeq lists its product as uncharacterized. Bases 1 to 672 code for a protein of 223 amino acids. The transcript has a single exon. Gene Ontology annotation, molecular function: DNA binding. NCBI's taxonomy places the organism in Eukaryota, Parabasalia, Trichomonadida, Trichomonadidae. The record is from RefSeq and is a predicted model, not a curated record.